CUGCUGGUCUGCAUGAGUUGGAUGCACAGUUUCGACUCUCCAGCGUGGAUUUAAAAAAAAAAAAAAAAAAAGCGCAAGUCGCCGGAGCUUCAGGGCAAACACGUUUUUCUCACUAAACAACACGGGAACAAGUCAGACUGACUUAUUUCAUCGGGAUUUACACAUAUUCUUUUAUAAAUAACAUCUUACUUGGGACUCCUUUUAAUCCAUUGCAGAGAGAGCUUGCAUGGGGGUAUCCUGGAGGAGGAGUUCUUUUGUGACCAAACAACUAACGGAUUUUCCGUUAUAAAAAAGGAAAUUGAGCAACGAGCGCUCAAUGAACAGCUUAACCCGGGGACUCCGACGCACAGCUGCUCCUGAUGCCAGCAGAAGUCCUGUUGAACAUAAUCAAGAACCUGUGUCCAUCUCUUUCAUCCAUCCAGCUCUACAAGCACUUCACUUAAUGAGAUGCACGCAUGUGACCUGAAGCACUUGCUGAUAACAACCCCUCCUCACAUAGCAGGUUCUCUGCUUCAUGGGUUGAACCACCAGAAGUUUGACACUCUCCUUUGCCGUUCUCUCCUCCUCUUCGUGCUUUUCAUAACCCCUCUGCUCUCCACGCUUCCAUUCUACAGCCUUGCUCCCUUUGCCCCUACUAGCACCACCGUGAUGGUUUGUUGUGCCUCGGGCUUGUUUGGACUCGCAACCGGAGCAUCGUCCUCCACUACACAGACUUGUGGACGGAGCGGGAGCCACUAGAGUGAAAGUUACAGAAGGCGGAGGAGGAGGAGGAGGAGGUGGGGGGACUAAGGAGAGACAGACAGAGAAAAGGAGCACAGCACCACAGUAGAAAGGAGGGAUCAUCUGUCCCAGCAGCAGAGGGAUCCACCUGUCCCACAGAGGAAGGGGGCCCCCCCACCUGAUCCGUUUGGCUGCAGGGGGGGACCCUGCGUGGCCGGGAAGGCAACAGGGACUAUGCAGCUGGGACUGGUGGCGCUGGCAAUGAUCUUCAUCAGCUCCAUGGGUCAUAGCGAUGCUCUCAAGCUGUCCAAGGCGAGAAGGCAGAGACGGGUUAGCACUGAGGGGCCGCCAUCGUGUCCGAAAGGCUGUGACCGAUGCUCUGAGUACAAUGGCUGCAUUAAAUGUAAGCCCAAGCUCUUCAUCUUCCUGGAGCGCUAUGACAUCCGUCAGAUUGGCGUGUGCCUCGCCUCCUGCCCAAUGGGAUACUUUGGGAUGAGGAACCCAGAGGGCAACAACAGAUGCACCCAAUGUAAAAUAGACAACUGUGAAGCGUGUUUCAAUCGCAAUUUUUGCACAAAAUGUAAGGAGGGCUUCUAUUCACACAGUGGGAGAUGCUAUGUAAGCUGCCCUCCAGGCUUGCGCACCGCCAAUGAGACCAUGGAGUGUGUCGGUCAGCGUGCUUCUGAGUGUGAACUGGGCGAGUGGAGCCAGUGGAGUUCCUGUAUGAAGAAGAACAAAACGUGUGGAUUUAAAAAAGGCUCGCAGUCUCGGGUUCGUUCGCCCCUUCCGCACGUCUCCAGCUCAGACACUUCGCCGUCCUCUGUGCCCUCGCAGUCCUGCGCUCCGCAGACAGAGAAACGGAAGUGUGUCGUGACAAAGACGCCGUGUGCAAGAGAGCGGAAGAAUAAGGGAGAUCCGCAAGAUGAUUCAAACCACAGAGACAGGGACAAUACACGUGGUCGAGGACGAGACGGAAAAAGUGGCAGCAAAGGAGGAGGUGGUGGAGGAGGAGGAGGAGGAGGAGGAGGAGGAGGAGGAACUAGUGGUGGUGGGAAGAGGAGAAAAGGCCAGAGCAGGACGACCACUGUUGCUAGCAUCACAACCAGCUUUGACACCUAAACUCCAGUGGCUGCUCGGUGAGGCUGAGUGGAAAAACAGAGACAGUUGCCUCACCCAGCAGUGCCAGCUGUAAAGUGAAGGAACGGAUUAAUGCUGCUAUGUGUUGGGGAAGAGGCAAAGACAAAUGAGGAGGACAGCUGCAACAAAACAGGCUCUCCUGAGCUAUUUGACAAGAUGAACUUGUCUGGGACAGACUGACGUGUCAGUGGUUCUCAGAAAGACUUUCUGAUCCCACUGUGUGGCGUCGCUGCAGGAGAAGCAAAGCCACAGUGAAGACUGUGGUUGGUAUCAUGACCCUGCUUGUGUCACUUGUUGAACUAAGAACAGAGCUUGUGUGUAAUGCAGCAUUAAUGCUGGAAGCCUGAUAAUGAAUGUAAGGCCUCUUCACUUUGCUCUGGCUUAUGAUGUUACAGUCCAGCUUUUAAUCACAAUGUGUUCUUUAUUUGUUUUCGUGUUGGCGAGAGGUGGCGGAUGGAGUCUCAUUACAGCCACUGUGAAGGCAAUGAAUAGCAUGAAGACUUUAUUUCCUAUUUUGAGAUGAAAUAAGAAAAAAAAAAAGGCACUGGAAAUCAUUUGUGGUUGGUGAGGACAGAAGAUCCUCUGUGUUUUAUUUUGACGACGGAUUCUACUACAAAACAAGCCCAAGAAGAUGAAGAGGUGGAUUACUGCGAGCUCGGCGCACGCUCGUGUCCUUCGCUGGUGUUGACACAGACUUUUGCCAUUUGAUAUUUUUGAUGUUUCGGAUUUAAUGUUGAUGUAUCAGAAAAUAGUUCUGCGCAAAAAACAAGGAAUUACAAAAAAAAACAAAUAUUUGCAUGGUACAAGGUUACAUGUGCGUGCUAUUAUGCAUGCAAAUGUGUGUGUGAGUGAGUGAGUGUGUGUGUGUGUGUGUGUACGUUCAUGUCUGUGUGUGUGUGUGUGUGUGUGUGUGUGUGUCCACCUAAAGUCUUUUGUGUUCGUAAGCUUUUCAGCACGGAGUCAAGUUGCUCGUCGACGGAACCUGGUCGUUGUGUUCCAUGUGUGUUUACGUUUGCACAUGUGUGUUAACAUUGGUCUCACAGAUUGAAGCAGUAGGGUCUGCAUUUGAAGAGGAACAAAAUGUAAAUGCACAGCGAUAUAUCGAAUAUGCAGUAACUGCAAGCCACUGUUUGUUAUAUAAGCCAUCAACUCAUCAGCUGCUCAGUAUCCAUGUAUGUUUGCAACAGGGUCUGAAGAUUUUUGCACAACUAUAAUGUUUCCUACUGCUCAAGUUUCAGAACAGUCAUAGCAUCUUACACGUUUAUACUCCAACAGCCGACUUCAUAACAUUGCAGAUACAGGUGUUUUUUUUUUUUUUUAUCCCUAUAAUGUUUUUAUGGAUCUGUUUGCUUUCAGGAGAAGUUACCUGCUACAUUAUUCAUUCAUACUAUGGAUUGUGAUGCUGAAUAUGUCAAACUGUUUAUCAUCAAAAGCAAGAAGUAUUAAUAUCAUCAUGUAUAGCUUAUUGAAGCUUAAAUAAAGUUCAGAUGAAGCUGA
This is a messenger RNA of Solea solea (common sole), 3354 nucleotides long. RefSeq names its product R-spondin 1 (gene rspo1). Bases 955 to 1839 code for a protein of 294 amino acids. The record is from RefSeq and is a predicted model, not a curated record. NCBI's taxonomy places the organism in Eukaryota, Metazoa, Chordata, Actinopteri, Pleuronectiformes, Soleidae. The transcript has 7 exons.